This is a messenger RNA of Exserohilum turcica Et28A, 2669 nucleotides long. RefSeq lists its product as uncharacterized. The transcript has 4 exons. NCBI's taxonomy places the organism in Eukaryota, Fungi, Ascomycota, Dothideomycetes, Pleosporales, Pleosporaceae. Gene Ontology annotation, cellular component: mitochondrial inner membrane. The coding region runs from base 6 to 2396 and encodes 796 amino acids. Gene Ontology annotation, molecular function: metalloendopeptidase activity; ATP binding; ATP-dependent peptidase activity. Gene Ontology annotation, biological process: mitochondrion organization; protein quality control for misfolded or incompletely synthesized proteins. The record is from RefSeq and is a predicted model, not a curated record.
CCACCAUGGCCUUCCACGCGGCCGGCGCGGUUCAGAACGUCGCAUCUGUUACCGCCGACCUGUGGCCCUCCAUGUCCACCUUCUUGCGAUCUCCCCGCCACGGCCUCGGGCGAAAGCCCAUGGCUGCGGGCGUCCGCCAGCUCCACACGGCAGGGCCAUCGCCGUCUGCCUUGGUAGCAGGAGCGCAUCCACGCGCGCAAGUUUCUCGCCCCGAACACGCCGAAUCCGCUCCCUUUGCUACUGCUCGUACCACUGCGUCUUCUCCACUAUCCGCAGCAUCGCGACUCGGACUAGGCAACUCUUUCGCUAGCACUUCGCCAUUCGCCUCGCUCAAGGCUCGCCAAUACUCUACCAUGUCUCGCAACGGCCCUCUAUCGCACCUCCGCCAGCUAUCAAAGCCCGGACUGCUCGGAUUGAAUCUCGUACAACAACGCUCGCUCUUCGGUGGACCUUCGCACGAACAGCUUGCUCGGCUAGAGCAAGCGGCUAACAAGCAUGCAAACAGCGCAGCAUCCCAGGCUACAUUCUACUCUGCACUUAUGCGCGCCAACAUGCCUCAAAUCAUCAUCAACCGGUACAACACAGGACUCUUCGCCACGAAUGACGUCGUCGACAAGCUCUACAAUGAGGCCUUGGCAAAGACUGGACAGCUCAAUGGCAGCCAAGAGGGACUCUCGCCCGAAAAACGACAGGCCAUCACUCAGGCUCUCGGGGCCAACGCCAACUCUGCUCAGGUCGCCAGAACCAAAGGCGGCAGUGGCGUUAAGACCGACCCUGUCUAUGUUGUUGUCGAAGAGUCGAUGAUGAAUGUCAUUUUCAAGUGGGUCCGAUGGAUUUGCGGUUUCGCCCUGGCUGCCUACGUAUCCCUGGUUCUGAUUACACUAUUCGUCGAAACUAGCGGUGUCCUCAAAAAGGUCGGCGGUGGUACUACCGCCGAGGUUCGCCCGGAACAGCAGACCACACGUUUUAGUGACGUCCACGGUUGUGAUGAGGCCAAGGAAGAACUAUUGGACGUAGUCGACUUUCUCAAAAACCCAGACAAGUACAACAAGCUCGGUGGAAGGCUGCCCAAGGGUGUUCUCCUGGUUGGUCCUCCCGGUACCGGUAAAACCCUGCUUGCUCGUGCCUGCGCGGGUGAAGCUGGCGUUCCGUUCUUCUACAUGUCUGGAUCUGAAUUCGACGAAGUCUAUGUUGGUGUAGGAGCCAAGCGUGUCCGCGAACUCUUCACUGCUGCUCGUUCCAAGGCGCCUGCUAUUGUGUUCAUCGACGAACUGGAUGCCGUUGGCGGCAAGCGAAAGUCCCGCGACGCCAACUACCACCGCCAGACUCUUAACCAGCUUCUCAACGACCUCGACGGUUUCGACCAAAGCACUGGUGUCAUCUUCAUCGCCGCAACGAACCACCCUGAACUCCUAGACAAGGCACUUCUCCGUCCCGGACGUUUCGAUCGCCACGUUCAAGUUGAGCUUCCUGAUGUCGGCGGACGACUGGCCAUACUCAAGUACCACACCAAGAAGAUUCGUCUUUCGCCUGAUAUCGAUCUCUCUACCAUCGCUCGAGGCACUCCUGGAUUCUCUGGUGCUGAGUUGGAAAACCUUGCAAACUCGGCAGCUAUCCGUGCCUCCAAGCUUCAGGCCAAGUUUGUGACCCUCAACGACAUGGAAUGGGCCAAGGACAAGAUUACAAUGGGUUCCGAGAAGAAGACGCGCACGAUUCCGCUCCAAGACAAGAUCCACACCGCUUACCACGAAGGCGGUCACGCGCUCGUCGGUCUCUUCACCAAGGGCUUCAACGAUGUGCACAAGGCAACAAUUCUUCCCCGUGGUCACGCUGCCGGUAUUACAUUCUUCCUUCCCCAGGAAGAGCACCAUCACACCCGCAAGCAGUACAUUCGCCAACUACAAGUGUCCAUGGGUGGAAAGAUGGCAGAGGAAAUUGUUUUUGGUGCCGAUAACGUAGCCGACGGUGCUUCUGGCGAUAUCCAACAAGCAACCUCGCUCGCCUAUAACAUGGUCACUGCGUGCGGCUUCUCGGACAAGCUCGGUAAUGUCGACUUCAAGUCCAACUACGAAAUGGUGUCCCCGGAGACCAAGCGACUCAUCGACGACGAAGUGCGGCGCUUGAUAGAUGAAGCAAAGUCGAGCGCAAGAGAGCUACUUCAGUCGAAACGUACUGAGCUGGACCGCCUCGCCGAUGCACUUGUUCAGUACGAAACUUUGGACAAGGAAGAGAUUCUCAAAGUGAUCCGGGGCGAGGAUCUUCCCAAUCGACUGAAGGCCAUGCCAAAUCAGCCCAUCAAAAUACCAGACAGCCCUCUUCCGACUGCCAUAUUGCCUCCACCAAGAGGCGACGGUGGCGAUGGUUCCGGACCGCCGGGACCGCCACUGCCUGCAUAGUGAAUUAUUCAGAAUGAGGAGAGAUAUUAUGAAGGGAAGAAAAGAUGAGUAAUGCUCAGUUAAGCAUGUAUGCAUAGACGAGGCAAAAUGGUGUUCGUUUUCCGCCUCGUUCUCUUCCCUCAUCGGCAAAAGGGUUCAUGACAUUUUUCGUUUUUUUUGUACAAUAAUUGGUUUUGACACUAGGAAACCUCACCCACACCCACACCCAGUCCAUGCGCUCUCUAUUCAUAACUUUGUGAAUACGAGAAGAAUGAUAAAGAAAGAAAACAACAA